Messenger RNA from Ruditapes philippinarum (Manila clam), 598 nucleotides. RefSeq lists its product as uncharacterized. The record is from RefSeq and is a predicted model, not a curated record. The coding region runs from base 68 to 598 and encodes 176 amino acids. The transcript is spliced from 3 exons. NCBI's taxonomy places the organism in Eukaryota, Metazoa, Mollusca, Bivalvia, Venerida, Veneridae.
UGAUCCAUUGGCGUCAUGAUAUAUGGAUAUAUUUAAAAUGUUUAUCAACAAUAUUAUUGACCAUUAAAUGACUUACAUUAUACUAAAUGAUAUAUUAUGUGAUUUAGUUAACGUAUGUCUAUAUCAAAAAUGUUUUAUAUCAAUUUAUGACAGAAAUAUAACGCCAACUGAUAUGAAAAGGUUACCUGACCUGUUAGUAGGGAUUUUGAUACUUUUUGGAAUCCUUGCACGAGGAUUAUGUUUGCAAUGUUGGAAGUGCAUUUCGGAUGACUGUGAUACGGAUCCUAAACUUAAUAUACAUGCAGUAAAAGUAGAAUGUAAAUAUGGAGAACAAUGUAUGAAGGUACGUUAUAAGAUGUUUGACAAUGUUACACAUUAUGAUACUGUUAUACGAACGUGUACGCAAAAUAAAUGUGUAACUUCAUCACGUGACGAGUUUCUAAAAUGUCUAUCAACACCAAGACUGUAUAUGAUUGAUGGAUGCUCUUUACGUUCAUGUUGUAGAGACAGAGAUUUGUGUAACUCAGGAUGGAGUCCAUCUUUGAUGCCAUUAAUCUGUGUGACUUUAUUUGUGCUUCAUACAUUACUGUUGACAUAA